This is a messenger RNA of Paraphaeosphaeria sporulosa, 192 nucleotides long. RefSeq lists its product as uncharacterized. The transcript has 2 exons. The record is from RefSeq and is a predicted model, not a curated record. Bases 1 to 192 code for a protein of 63 amino acids. NCBI's taxonomy places the organism in Eukaryota, Fungi, Ascomycota, Dothideomycetes, Pleosporales, Didymosphaeriaceae.
AUGUGCGAUUACACCCAAGUACAUUAUAAGUGCUCUCACCUUCGCUAUACCGUCCGCGCUUGGUGUACCAAAUAUCAAGAGACGCAGAGAAGAUGUCAACCCAACGUUGUGGCAGUUGAAUAUAGACUCGACGAGAAUUGCGGUUCGUUUGCUCGACUUCCCCAUCAAAAUUGCCUUCUAGCUGACGAAUAG